CCCGCCCACAAGUCACCUGAUAAAUGAGGCUGAUAACUGGACCAUGGUAAAAGCACAGUAAUUGAGUUAAUCGUUGGUUCCAACCUAUUUAUACAGAAGUAUCCCGAGUUUUGCCUCUAUCAGGCCAUGACCCCAGCGACGGUCAUUCGUGAUUGCAGUUUGAACAAAGUUCUCCUUUCCCUCCUUCCUUUUGCUGAACAUUGAACUUCAUUUUCUCCACUUGUCACUGCACGCAGCACCAGCGCCACUGGCACCACUGCCCGUACUAUUUCCCAAUGGCGGCUACCGAAAAGUCUGGUAUCAGCCUUAUGAGCCAAUACAAUAUCGUUCUACCGAAAAGGCAGGCGUAUGACUCUUCCGGCAAACCUAUACCUGCAUGCGACCCGGAUCAAUGUGCUGCGGCAAUAAAGGGGGAGGAUCUCCCCGUCGAUCUAAGCUCGUUUUGGCAUCAGAGAGCAGUUAUCCGUGGGAUUCGUGAUUCACUUCAAUUUGCAACAAGCCCGGCAAUUCUUGAGCUAUGCUCCGGCGACAAUGAUCAGGCCCAUCAAUUUUCCCGCGCCCGCAAUGCUCGCCUGAUAAUGAGUGACGCAAUCCCCGAUAUGCAAAAUCCUGCCACUCAGCCGUACUGUAUCUGGUAUCCCGACCUUGCAUCAGAAGAAACAUAUCGCGAAGUUGCCCGUCGGUAUCCGGCUAUGCGGUAUCAAGUGGGCCGAGCGUGUGCUGUAGCAUGCUAUACAGAUCUCUACAAAGAAUUGGACCUUUUGCCUGACGUUUCUAUUGCGGAAGAAUCUCGCGAAGCUGACAAAGACGCCGAAAUCUACAAGAUUAUCAUGUCUGCCCCCCAACGUUAUGUUGUUAUGGAAGAUUUCUCUCGAUCCGUUCAUCUUGAAAACCCACAAACACCGGCGUUUCUGAAUGGAGAUAUGAAGCCCCGAUGGGCUUUGUUAGGCCUGAAGGGGCAGCGAGUUGACCCUGGUAAAAAUUUACCAGAGACGACUGCUGAUGAUAUUGACAUCGAGGAAGAUGGAUUUAUCGGCUUGCAAGAUGUCAGCUUGGAGGAUAUUAGCGAGGACUACGCUAAACUGGGCCCAGGCCAGUCUGAUCAAUUGUGGAUGCCUCUUCCGCCUGAUCUCCCAGUUCUCGAAAAGCGUCUCCAGACGCAGAUGGCCGCGUGGGAAGGCAAUGUGGAUCGAUACAGUCGACUAAUGCACCCACGCAGGCUGAGAACCAAAAUUGAAUACAAUUGUGUUCUUCGUGGCAUUUAUCACAGUACAACUUUCGCCAGAUGGUGGGCCAAUCAGCUGGAAACAAACCCUGGACGGGCUAUCCUCCCAGGUAAAUUGCUCAGGCAAGGCAAUGAACGGGAGUGCAGAGAGAUUCGCACCGCGAUUAAUGCCCGCAUGAUAAUGAACAAUGAUAUUUCUGGUAUCGACGAUGACUCGGACUGCCUCCCGUGGGUCAUAUGGGGGCCCGUGAAGCCCUCAGAGAACACUUUAGCUGAUCUGGUUCGAAAGUGUCCGUCCAUGGGACAUCAAGUUGCGAUCACUUGUAUAAUGUGUGAUUACGGUUCGAUAUUCCGAAGUUUGAAGCCCCCAUACACCAGAUCCUUGUAUGUGGCUGCCCGGAGAAGUGAAAAUCCAUUCUACCUAAAAUAUCUUGAGGAAAUGAUGAAGGAGCGCGACAUAACUCCCCCGGAUUUUCACUACUUCAAGGACUUUGAUCACACUGCACCAGGCUUACAGACUGAUCUGGAGCCCAGAGAUGAUCUCACUGGUCCUACUGUCAGCUACCAUGACAUGGAGAUCGGGUAUGGGCAAUAUCCCUGUGGAAAUGAACACGAAGAAACUCGAGGUACAUAUGGAGGCGGGCUAGCAAAUCCGGGAAUGGUGGAGAGAUAUAUGUGGCUCUCAACUGAAACUGCACAGAAGUUGAAAGAUGAACUUGACGCACCCUACCCAGGUGCGGAUAUUGGUCUUUUGUAUGACGAUGAAGAACUUCGAUCCAAGCUUUCACGCUGUAUACAGCCCAUGGAUCGGUAGUAUGCAGGUUUCGAUAUGCCAAAUACAGUCAGUCCCUUUGAUUUUCGAGUAUUAUCUGCCGGAUAUUCGCUAGCUUGAUUACCGAUGGCAAUCUAGUGUAUACAGCUCAGUGACAGUGAUACAUGAGAUGGGGAUACACUGCGGCUUUGAUUGGCCAUGAAAUUAGAUUUGC
Penicillium brasilianum is the source of this 2211-nucleotide messenger RNA. The record is from the annotation of a GenBank genome assembly. Lineage: Eukaryota; Fungi; Ascomycota; Eurotiomycetes; Eurotiales; Aspergillaceae.